AUGAUGGCGUGUUUGCUGUCUCGUCUUCCUCUCCAAUAUUUUAGGCGUCAUUCAUUUCUCCCUUGUUUCUUCCAUUCCUCUUAUCAUUCCACUGCUCAAUUGACCUCUCUCUUACCACUCUGCCGAAACCUUCAAGACGUUAAAGCAUUCACCUCGAUUCUGAUCGUUCACGGAUUGAUUAAGCAUCAGCCCUUCACGCAAGAGCUCAUUCGCCAUUGCUGUCUUCAAGGAUGCGCCGAACUCUGCCUUUCUGCCUUUAAAACAAUCCACAGGCCGAGCCUUUCCUUGCAGAAUUCUCUUCUCAGAAAUUUGUCCAGUAAUGGACUCUUUAAAGACGCAGCAGUGGUUUAUCAUACCUGUCGAAAUUCUGGAAUAUUAUCGGAUAGCUACACUUAUCCUUUUAUGAUCAAGGCGUGCGCAGGUUUGCGCGAUAGUAGGCUCGGAAGAACAGUUCACGGUGUCGUGAUUAGAUUCGGGUUCGGUGUAAAUCUGGUUGUACAAACUGCGUUGCUGGACUUUUACAGCAAAGUAGGAGAAAUUUGGGAUGCGCGUCAAGUGUUUGAUGAAAUUCCUCAACCAGAUGUGGUUGCUUGGAAUGCACUUAUUUCUGGGUAUUCUUUCAAUGGACUUGAUUAUAAGGUUCUGCAAGUUUUCAAGGUUAUGUGUAAUGAUGUGAAGCCUAACGCCAUCACCGUAGCAAGUGUGCUCCCUGUGUGCUCCCAAGUUAACAGUUUCGGUAUUUCUCUCCAUGGAUUGGCUUAUAAACUUGGAUACAAUGAGGAGGAAUCGCUGAUACCUGCUAUGAUUUCAAUGUAUGCUAACCGUGGGGAUAUCUUGGCAGCUGGUGAUCUUUUCGCUACUUCGGCCAGGAAAGAUGUUGCAGUUUGGAAUUCAGUAAUAUCUGCGUACACGAGGAAUGAUAAACUGGAGAAUGCUGUGGCAGUGUUUCGAACGAUGCUAAUCGAUGGCGUGAAGCCUAAUAUGGUUACAUUUGUGUCUCUUGUUCCAUCUUCUGAGAAUCUUGGCAGUGUUUGUCCUGUCGUGAUGUUCCAUGGUUAUUUGGUUAAAUUUGGAUAUGCUGAGGAGCCGUUGGUCGUCACAGCUCUUAUUUCAUCUUAUGCCAAACUUGGAGAUUUAGGUUCCGCAGAGUUCCUUUUUCGUAGUUUAGAAUUAAGGACUCUUUUAGCAUGGAAUUCGAUGGUUUCAGCGUACACCGGACAUGGCCUUUGGGAGCAGAGUUUGGAUGCUUUCCGCCUCAUGCAGGUGGAUGGCUAUACUCCUGAUGCAAUUUCGAUUAUUAGCCUCGUUUCUUCUUGCUCUAAAUUGAAUGCUUCUCUCCCUGCAAAGUCUGCUCAUGGUUUUAUUAUUCGGAAGGGGAUGGAUUCCAAUCUUGUUGCUUCGAACGCAUUGUUGGCAUUUUAUUGCAGUGUCAAUGACUUGGUCUCCGCUUUCAGGAUGUUAGACAGAAUGGCUAUGAAAAACAUUGUUUCCUGGAACACAAUCAUUUCGGGAUGUGUAGCCAACGGAGAAUCCGAGAAAGCGACUCUCAUGUUCCAUCAGAUGAGGGAAGAGGGAAUAGCUUUUGAUGAAAUUACCCUGAUAAGCAUCCUUCCUUCUUGCCUUAAAAUGCUUGGCUCUGCAAUUCAUAGUUAUGCGAUCAGAACUUCUCUGACAACCGAUGUUUCCUUGGCUAAUUCUCUAAUUAGUAUGUAUGUCAACCAAGAAGAUCUCGUUGCAGCAAGGUCGCUGUUCGAUGAAAUGUAUUAUAAGAGCGUUGUUUCUUGGAAUGCUGUUCUAACUGGCUACCGGUUACAUAACUUUUCGAAGGAUGUUGUCGAACUGUUUCAUCAAAUGAUAUUGGAGGAUCAAAAGCUGAAUUACGUAACUUUGCUGAACUUGUUGCCUGCGUGCUAUACUCUUCUUCAGGGGAAAUCAAUCCAUGCCUACAUUGUUAGGCGAAUGAUUCCUCUCGAAACUCCUCUUCUUACGUCUCUGAUGAUCAUGUAUGCUGCGUUUAACAACUCGAUAGCAUGUUUGUUGUUGUUUGAUGUUGGAGACAAGUCCAAUAUCUCUCUCUGGAACACUUCUCUGUCCGCAUGUCUUCUUUUGAAAACGACUGCUAUGGCAUUCUCCUUCUUCUCCGAGAUGGUUUGCAACAAAAUCGAGCCCGAUGAUGUUACGAUUCUGAAUAUAAUUUCAGCUUGUGUUGAUUUGAAUAACCUACAUACCUCAAACUCUGUCUUCUCAUAUCUUGUGAGGAAAGGGUUUGACAAAUAUGUGACAGUUUGUAACGCAUUGAUUGACUUGUAUGCAAAAUGUGGAAGCAUCUCGUGUUCAGCGAAGCUAUUUGAUGCAAUGCCGGUAAAGGAUGCAGUCUCUUGGAGUACGAUGAUAAAUUGUUACGGAAUGCACGGUCAUAUCAUAGCUGUCAUAAAUCUUUAUUCACAGAUGAGGGCACUAGGUAUCAAACCGGACGAAGUUACCUACAUGAGUGUAUUGUCUGCUUGCAGCCACACGGGUGCGGUGGAGCAAGGCAUGAUGGUCUUUAAUUCGAUGAUAGUUGAAGGCAUUCGACCACGGGUUGAGCAUUACGCCUGUAUGGUUGAUCUUCUGGGAAGAAGUGGCCACUUAAAUGAGGCAUACGAAAUCGCCAAGAAUUUUCAAGGCAAGUCGGGUGCCAACUUGCUGGAGUCAUUGCUGGGUGCUUGCCUGAGUCAUGGAAAUUAUACGGUCGGAGAAGAGAUAGGCAAAUUGCUUGUGGAAAUGAAUCCCUGGGAAUCUGGAGCAUAUGUGAUUCUUCAUAAUAUAUAUGCAGCAGCCGGGAAGUGGGGUGAAGCAGGAAACUUGAGACAGGCAAUGAUUCUCCCGGAUAAGCCUCCUGGAAUUAGUAGGUGUGCUGAGUGAACUCUUCUAACUCACUUCGACCGUGCAUCAGCAUGAUCAUGGAGAAUCAUUUGCAAGAAGAUGAAAUGCAAGGUCGGUCCAUCAGGGGCAGCUUACGGGCAAGCAAGAAAAAGCACGCGAAAAGUGUGUAAAAGGCUUGGAAAGUAGGAAUGUAGAAGGGGAGCGCAUCUUGUGGCCGACGAGAAUGAGGCUCGGGGUUCAUUAAUCAUUUCCCGUGUUUAGGGUUCAACGUACUGUGGUUUUCAGGUAAUAUACUAUGAGGAGGACAGGAAAAUUCAAUAAAGAUAUUACAAUUGACCCUAUUUGCAGUGAACUUUUGAAGCUUGCUGAGUACAAUGUUCGUAUGGCUACGCUUCUUGAUGCGGGAAGAUAUCCUUUUUCUUUUAUCCGUGUUCAUUUUACAUAGAAUCUUUUCUAAAUUUGCACCAAUUAAAUUUCCGGAACUCUCUGAGGUGAAGAAUUCUGGCUCAUCCCAGCCGCAUCAAGGACAGCCAUUGUCAUUCCUUGCUAUUGUUAUUUUUUCCCUUUAAACUUUCCAGUUCUGCCCUGUUUGAUUAGGGGUCAAGCUCUCUUCUGCCCAAGAAAUUUACUGCCUACAUAAAACUUUGUUCGUUGCUACGCUUCUAAACACAAGCGUGACUGUAUAAUGUUCUAAACUCAAGCGUGACUGAAUAAGAUAAGGUGGAGAAAGAGGGGAUGAAAGUUUGAUGCAGCUUCUUGUUGUUGAAAUGAAGCCUCAGGAUGUUCAUGCAAGUCCCGCACUUCGUUUGGUGAAAAGUUUCCGGCAAAUCCGACCUAUGCUGAUAGAAGUCCUUGCACUAGACCAGAUAUUUGAUUUUCGGUACACAGCUGUCGAAGCAACGUAUAAUAAGCGUCGAACUUAUUAGAAGAAAUUCCCCGCCGAGAAAGUGGGUUUCUGAAAGCUUAGAACCAAUUCUAUCUCAAUACUUCUCUUUAAAAAACAAUAAUUUAAUUGUUCAUUUGUUGUAUUUUUUAAAUGAAACAAUAAACUCAUUUUCACUCGAAUCAAGUUCUUUCAAAUCCUAUUUUCAGUCUUCGAAUUUUAUUACUAUCUCAUCUUCUCCCAUUUUUUCGAAUCAUUGUCCUAGAAUUUCAAAAUAUCAUAUCCUUUGUUUAAUCCAAGCUUCAUUUCAAUUUGCAUAGUUCAUUAUUUGCCUCCCCGACUUCUUUCUAACUUUCAAUUCUCGUUUCCAAGUCUUCUAAUAAUUCUUCUAUUGAUCUUUUUUUAAAAAAUGAUAUAUUUUGUACAUAAAGAUGAUAAUAAUUUUGGUGUAAAAUCUAAAUUAUUUAAGACUUCUUUUUACAAAAAUUUGAAGUAAUCUAUUAGCUUUAUUUAUCUUUAGAAGUAUUAUAUAUUUUGUUCUCUUUUUUUAAACAAAACAAAUAACUAAUUGCCCUUUUGUGGAUGGAUUGCACUUCCAAAAAAAUGGCUUCUAAAUUGUUUUACUUGUUUAUAUUGUGAUUUAUGCAAUUUUUCCAUGUGAGUUUGCAUUUGUUUUAUUGGGUUGCCAUUUUAUUUUUUUACUCUUCAGUAAUCUACUUAAAGGUGCUGAAAGAUUGCUAAUGCUAUUUAAGAAUUUAAUUAAGUCUUCCAAAACAAUUUUAGAACCCUCAAAACGGGAUGGUGAAUUGGUGAUUCAACAAAUCAUUCUUAAAGUGGAAGGGAAAUCUAAACUUAGAUGCACUUUUUUUUAAAAAAAAAUAAAGAACAAAAGAAAUUGUCCACUUUUUCCUCUUCCAUGUUUUAGAUUCAAAAAGUCAUUCCUUAGAUUCAAGUCAUUACCAUUAUUGAGGUUUUAGAUUCUCCGUCAUUUCACAGGUCAUUUCUUAAAGUGGAGGGAACUCUAUACUUUUAAUGUGCUUUUUUGAAUCUCUUUUGGCCAUUUUUUCCUCCCCCUGUUACUCUCACAUGUCAUAGUUGAAUAAUUGAGGUUUUGGGUUCUACUUUAAACUUGAUGAUGAUGGUACUUAGAUGUGCAUUUUCUAAUUUUUGACUAUUUUUUCCUCUACGUUCCCGUUCUUCCUCUAGCUGAACCAUUGAGGUUCUAUGUUCCUUUUUUCGUAACCUAUAUAACCUUACUUUAUUUUUUAAUUCAAACUAAGGAUAUUGUGGUGAGUAACUAAGAAAAUGUUUUUUUUUAUGUUUCACCUUAUUCCAAGUGUGAUUUACUCAUUUUCAACAUCUGUAGCUCUUGAUUUUUUUUAUUUGGUUGCUAUUUUUUUUUAAUUAUUUUGUCUAAAUCUAUGCUUAAAGUGUCAAACCCUUGCUAAUGUCUGUUAUUUAAAUGUGUUAACUCUUCCUAAAAUAUUUUUGAAACACCUAAAACUAAGGAGAUGGUUAAUUGGGUGAUUCCACAAACCAUUCCUAUAAGUAUUUAGGUAAAAUUUUAGAGCUAAAUUGUGUUUUUUUUUUUUUCAAAUAUUUUGGCCAUUUUUUCCAUUUUCAUUGUUGCCUACCAUAGUUAAAACGGUUGAUAUUUUGAGUUUUCCCUUAAAAUUGGCAAGGAUGAUGAAUUGGGUGAUUCCAGAAAUCGUUCCUUAAAGUGAAAGGAAAAAUCUAAACAUAUGGUUUUUCAAAAAUACAAAAAAGGCUAAUUUUCCUUUUCUUGUUUCUAAGGAGAUGGUUAAUUGGGUGAUUCCACAAACCUUCCCCGUGAGUAGGAGGGGAAGAUUUUAGAACUAAAAUGUGUUAUUUCAAAAAUUUUGGCCAUUUUUUCCUACCUAGUUAAAAAUAGCUAAUUUUUCCUUUCUUGUUUCUAAGGAGAUGGUUAAUUGGGUGAUUCCAAAAACCUUUCGUGUGAGUAGGAAAGGAAAUUUUAAAACUAAAAUAUGUUAUUUCAAAAAAUUUGGCCAUUUUUCCUACAGUAGUUAAACAUAUGAGAUUUGGGGUUCUCCCUUAAAAUUGGCAAGGAUGAUGAAUUGGAAGUUAAAUUUUGAUUAUUUGCAAAACCAAUCCGAGUAGUAAAAGAAGUGUUAAACUAAAGUAGAAAAAACAUGCAAAUUGAAAAUCUCUUUAGUAUGAAAAUUACCUUUGUGCAAUAUAGUUAUUCUUUUCAUGAGAUUCCAUUCAUUAAUUAACAUUGAGAAAAAAUCCAAAAAUGAAACAUGGAGUCUACACUGACUGCAAACUUUCACAACCAUUGUAAUUGAUCUAAUUUUUUGACUAUUUUUUCCUCUCCAUUCUUCCUCUAGCUGAACCAUUGAGGUUCUAUGUUCCUUUUUUCGUAACCAAUAUAAUCUUACUUUAUUUUUUAAUUCAAACUAAGGAUAUUGUGGUGAGUAACUAAGAAAAUGUUUUUUUUUUUUAUGUUUCACCUUAUUCCAAGUGUGAUUUACUCAUUUUCAUCAUCUGUAGCUCUUGAUUUUUUUUUUUAUUUGGUUGCUAUUUUCUUUUUAUUCUUUUGUCUAAAUCUAUGCUUAAAGUGUCGAACUCUUGCUAAUGUCUGUUAUUUAAAUGUGUUAACUCUUCCUAAAAUAUUUUUUAAACACUUCAGACUAAGGAGAUGGUUAAUUGGGUGAUUCCACAAACCACUCCUAUGAGUAUUUAGGGAAAAUUUUAGCGCUAAAUUGUGUUUUUUUUUUCAAAUAUUUUGGCAAUUUUUCCAUUUUCAUUGUUGCCUAUCAUAGUUAAAACAGUUGAUAAUUUGAGUUUUCCCUUAAAACUGGCAAGGAUGAUGAAUUGGGUGAUUUCAGAAAUCAUUCUUUAAAGUGAAAGGGAAAGUCUAAACAUAAAAUAAAGGCAAAUUUUCCGUUUCUUGUUUCCAGGGAGAUGGUUAAUUGGGUGAUUCCACAAACCUUUCCUGUGAGUAGAAGGGGAAAUUUUUAGAACUAAAAUGUGUUAUUUCAAAAAAUUUGGCCAUUUUUUCCUACCGUAGUUAAAAAUAGCUAAUUUUCCCUUUCUUGUUUCAAAGGAGAUGGCUAACUGGUUAAUUCCAAAAACCUUUCCUGUGAGUAGGAAAGGAAAUUGUAGAACUAAAAUAUGUUAUUUCAAAAAAUUUGUCCAUUUUUUCCUACCGUAGUUAAACAUAUGAGAUUUGGGGUUCUCCUUUAAAUUGGCAAGGAUGAUGAAUUGGAGGAGGAUUUAAAAAAUCAUUCCUUAAAGUGAAAAGGGAAAUCUAAAUAUAUGUAUUUUCAACAAAAAAAUAAAAAUGGCUAAUUUUCCCUAUCUUGUUACUCUAGUCUGUCAUGGUUGAAUAUUUGAGGUUCUUCCUUUGUAGCCAAUCUAAUCCUAUUGGCACUAAAUCAUGGAUUAGUGUGUGAGUGUGUAUGUGUGUACAUUAAUUGAUAGCUUGUGGAUACUAUGGUAAGUCUUAUAACUCAAUAAGACAAAGGACGAAAUAAGGUCUGUAUUUCUUACAAGCUUUAGUAUGGGCAUAAAUGGACAACUAUCUAGGACAAACAAAGCAAUAUAGUUUGUUGUAGACAUCAAAAAUUCAAAACCUUAUAGACUUUGUUCCAAACACUAUAGUAUGUUUGGUGACUUAGAUUUUGUUUCAAGAUUGGUGAAAGAGUACAUGUUAUGGACUCUUCUAUGUUGUUUUCUACAUCUUGUUCUUAAAUGAUAUAAUUAUUUUGGUUGUACUUUCUUUAUAUUCUAGUUUCUUGAAAGUCAUUGUCAUCCGCUUGAUUUCUAAUAUCUUGAGAUCAAUUACAAUGGUUUUGAAAGUUUGCAGGCAAGUUCUUUUCUUCUUUCCAACUCUCUCUCCUACUCACUUUAUCUAUUAUUCACAUUAUUUUCUUGAUGUUGGUUUUUGCCCUUAGCUUGCAUGUUUUAAUACUCCUCUCUUUCCAUCCAGCAUUUGUAUACAUGGGGUGUAUGUAGUGUAGACUCCAUGAUUCAUUUUUGGAUUUUUUCUCAAUGUUAAUUAAUGAACGGAAUCUCAUGAAAAGAUUAUCUAUAUUGCACAAAGGUAAUUUCCAUACUAAAGAGAUUUUCAAUUUGCAUGUUUUUUCUACUUUAGUUUUAACACAUUUUUUAGUACCCGGAUCAGUUUUGCAAGUAAUCAAAAUUUAACUUCCAACAUAACUCUAGUUUCGGAUAUUUUAACUCUCACACCCUAAUGUGAUGAAGCUGAAAAUUGAUAUAUGUUUUCUAACCAAACAUGCUUCUGUAUCUAAUUAUUACUCUAGUCGUGGGUCAUGAUAGUAAGUUGUCCUUGAAGGGUUCUUCACAUUGAAUGACUCCAGAGGUAUUGCUGGUUGCAAUGAAGAAGGAUAAUCGAUAGUUAGUGUAUGGUGUCAACAGUGUAGGCUCUUCAAUCAUUGGUUACUCUUUGACUUGGCAAACAAAAAUGCCUCUCAGGAUUUAGAGCCACUAGACUCUGGCAUAAGAUAGUUGUGAUGCCACAUUCAUACAAUGACUCACCAAGGAAAACUAUGGCAACC
Andrographis paniculata is the source of this 8310-nucleotide messenger RNA. Its product is annotated as putative pentatricopeptide repeat-containing protein At3g01580. Gene Ontology annotation, molecular function: protein binding; RNA binding. The record is from RefSeq and is a predicted model, not a curated record. The transcript has 8 exons. NCBI's taxonomy places the organism in Eukaryota, Viridiplantae, Streptophyta, Magnoliopsida, Lamiales, Acanthaceae. Gene Ontology annotation, biological process: RNA modification. Bases 1 to 2904 code for a protein of 967 amino acids.